Messenger RNA from Ictalurus punctatus (channel catfish), 4272 nucleotides. RefSeq names its product aconitase 1, soluble (gene aco1). The transcript has 20 exons. Gene Ontology annotation, cellular component: mitochondrion; cytosol. Lineage: Eukaryota; Metazoa; Chordata; Actinopteri; Siluriformes; Ictaluridae. The coding region runs from base 189 to 2861 and encodes 890 amino acids. The record is from RefSeq and is a predicted model, not a curated record. Gene Ontology annotation, biological process: citrate metabolic process; tricarboxylic acid cycle. Gene Ontology annotation, molecular function: aconitate hydratase activity; 3 iron, 4 sulfur cluster binding; 4 iron, 4 sulfur cluster binding.
ACGUUUAAUUGGGUGUUUUAGCUAGUCACAGCAAGUUCUUGGGUGUAACUGUGUAUUGUAGUUAAAUGGUGUGCUGUUUAUGCAUAUGAUGUUUCUUAGAUAAUUAUUGUAGGUUCUUUUUUGACUUUUCCCCCUACAUUAUCAGAUAACGCAAAGGUAGCUUGUGGGUAAGGAGAGAGUCUUCAGCUAUGAGUAACCCUUACGCACACAUCGUUGAGCCUCUGAACUCCCAGAAACCUGAUUGGAAGUUUUUCAAUCUCAGAAAACUUGGAGACCCCCGAUAUGAACACCUACCUUUCUCCAUCCGGGUGCUGCUGGAGUCGGCGGUGAGGAACUGUGAUGAGUUCCUGGUAAAGAAGGAAGAUGUGGAGCGCAUUCUCAACUGGAAGCAGACCCAGACCCAGGCGGUGGAGGUGCCCUUCAAGCCUGCCCGUGUCAUCCUGCAGGACUUCACUGGGGUUCCUGCAGUGGUGGAUUUGGCUGCAAUGCGUGAUGCGGUAAAGAAGCUGGGUGGCGAUCCCGAGAAGAUCAACCCUGUGUGUCCUGCUGACCUAGUCAUUGACCAUUCCAUUCAGGUGGACUUCAACAGAAAGUCUGACAGUCUUCAGAAAAACGAAGAACUUGAAUUUGAAAGAAACAAGGAACGUUUUGAGUUUUUAAAGUGGGGUUCUAAAGCAUUCCAGAAUAUGCGCAUAAUUCCUCCAGGUUCAGGAAUAGUGCAUCAGGUGAACCUGGAAUAUCUAGCCCGGGUCGUGUUCCAGCAGGAUGGCUACUAUUACCCCGACAGUCUGGUGGGCACUGAUUCACACACAACCAUGAUCGAUGGCCUGGGAGUGCUGGGCUGGGGUGUGGGAGGUAUUGAAGCUGAGGCAGUGAUGUUGGGUCAGUCAAUCAGUAUGGUCCUCCCAGAGGUCAUUGGGUACAAACUGCAGGGCACUCCAAACAAGUACAUCACCUCCACUGAUAUUGUCCUAACUGUCACUAAGCAUUUGCGUCAGGUUGGUGUGGUAGGCAAGUUUGUGGAGUUCUUUGGGCCUGGUGUGGCUCAGCUUUCUAUCGCAGACCGUGCCACUAUUGCCAACAUGUGCCCAGAGUAUGGUGCUACAGCAGCCUUCUUCCCUGUUGACCACAUCAGCAUCCAGUAUCUUGAGCAGACAGGGCGAGAUGCUGAGAAGCUUAUCAGUAUUACACAGUACCUGAAAGCAGUUGCCAUGUUUAGGGACUACAGCAAUCAGGUUCAGGAUCCAGAAUUUACAAAGGUUGUUGAACUUGAUCUCAGCAAGGUUGACCCUUGCUGUAGUGGACCGAAGCGGCCACAGGACAAAGUGGCCGUAUCUGAAAUGAAACAGGACUUUGAGUCUUGUUUAGGAGCCAAGCAAGGCUUCAAGGGGUUUCAGGUGCCACCCGAACGCCAUCAUAUCAGCAUCCCAUUCCAGUAUAACGGAGUGGAAUACUCCCUCUCUCAUGGCUCUGUGGUUAUCGCUGCCAUCACCAGCUGCACAAACACCAGCAAUCCUUCUGUCAUGCUGGGUGCAGGACUCCUGGCAAAGAAGGCCAUCCAGUGUGGCUUAAGUGUUAAGCCUUACAUUAAGACCAGCCUGUCUCCUGGGAGUGGAGUAGUCACCUAUUAUCUGAAGGAAAGUGGUGUAAUGGAGUACCUCUCCAAAUUAGGUUUUGAGGUGGUCGGUUAUGGCUGCAUGACCUGCAUAGGAAACAGUGGUCCUCUUCCAGAGCCAGUUGUAGAGGCCAUCAGCCAGGGAGAUCUGGUAGCGGCAGGUGUUCUGUCUGGCAACAGGAACUUCGAAGGUCGUGUACACCCCAACACACGUGCUAACUAUUUAGCUUCACCUCCUCUGGUCAUUGCUUAUGCAAUUGCAGGAACAAUAAAGAUUGACUUUGAAAAGGAGCCCAUUGCGGUGAAUGCGGAGGGGAAGAAGAUCUUUCUAAUGGACAUCUGGCCCACACGAGAGGAGAUCCAGGCUGUAGAAAGGAAGUUUGUUAUCCCGGCCCUGUUCAAAGAGGUCUAUGAGAAAGUGGAGACAGUAAAUGAACGCUGGAACUCUCUGAAUGCUUCUUCUGACAAGCUCUACACUUGGGACCCUAAGUCCACCUACAUCAAGCCUCCACCUUUCUUUGAUGGACUGACCAGAGAGCUUCCAAAGGCCAAGUCUAUUGUAGAUGCAUAUGUGCUUCUCAAUUUGGGGGAUUCAGUGACCACGGACCACAUCUCUCCAGCUGGAAACAUUGCUCGUAGCAGUCCCGCUGCUCGCUACCUGACCAGUCGUGGACUAACACCUCGAGAGUUUAACUCGUAUGGCUCUCGGCGUGGUAACGAUGCUGUCAUGGCUCGGGGGACGUUUGCAAACAUCCGCCUUUUCAACAAGUUCCUCAACAAGCAGGCGCCUUGCACAAUCUACCUGCCUACAGGGGACACGCUGGAUGUGUAUGAUGCUGCAGAGAAGUAUCAGGAGGCAGGGUAUCCACUGCUGGUGCUGGCAGGGAAGGAGUAUGGAUCAGGCAGCUCCAGAGACUGGGCUGCAAAAGGACCAUUCCUGCUGGGUAUCAAAGCUGUACUAGCCGAGAGCUACGAGCGCAUCCACCGCAGUAACCUGGUGGGUAUGGGGAUCAUUCCUCUGGAGUAUCUGCCUGGAGAAACGGCUGAUAGCCUGGGUCUCACUGGCCGAGAGCGCUACACCGUGGUCAUUCCUGAACAGCUCACCCCCAGAAUGAUUGUUGACAUUAAGAUGGACACCGGGAAGACGUUCCAGGCUAGGAUGCGGUUCGACACUGACGUGGAGCUCACCUAUUUCCACCACGGCGGCAUCCUGAAUUACAUGAUCCGCAAGAUGACAGAAAAGUAGAGAUUGUCUACUAUCAAUCUCCCUCUACUGCAGCUAACAAGUUCACAAGCAGAGUCAUUUUUUUCACCUGUCUCUUGUUUUGGAAGUGCAAACCUUUACAUUUUUUUCGUAAUUUUUUGUGAGUCAGAAAUGAAUUUCAAUGUUUAUGUUUAUGAAUUAUCAUGACUGCACUGCAUAUACAACACAUAUCAGCUUGGAAUUCACUAUAAGAAAGUAUUGGGGGUUAGCAUUUAAAGUUGGCAGUAGUGGUUGAUCUUACUGUAUCUAUGAAGGUUAAAUGGCUAAAAAAAGUACUUUUAUCAUCACUGUGUUGAGUCCCUAAUCAUAAGAUCUUAAUAAUGUUCUAGCUCCUCACAGUUAAUGAUGAUGGAGAGAAUUUGACUUCAUAACUAUAGUCACUGGCUGCAGGUGUAUACAGAUCCACCUGUGGUCUGGUUUCUAACCCUACCUCAGUAUUGCCAAACAUUAAUCUUCACUGUGUGUCUCCCCCCCCCCCCCCCCCUUUUUUUUUGCAUUAAUUCAAAAUUUUAAAUUUGAAAAUAGCUGUAAUGUUAUAUUUACAAGGAAAAUGUUCUCUAUCAUGAAGAUGCUAAACAAACAACUCACUGUGUCCUUAUGGUGAAAUCUUUUUCUUCCACAUAUAAGCUUUGUCCAUCCAAACUAACUAUGAAAUGAGAACGCUGAGAUACUCACCAGCUUUGAUCUUUACCUUCUGUGGACCAUCUUUGCCCUCCAGCUUUCUCAGCUAUCAAACAACACAACACAACAAAAAAGUGCUUAUGACUAAUUUACUGGUGACUAAAAAUGCAGGAUUUUACUUUUGAUGAGAAAUCGAUCCAUAUAAUUUUGUAUAAAUAAAUAUAUUUCAGCGUAUUGAUCAUAUUUGUAUGCUAACCAAAUGAUCUAAUAGUGUGUGUGAUUCCUGUAAGUGCCUAUAGUACCCUGUGAUGCUUAUAUAAGUCUGUUUAAAGAAGCUUGGUCAUCAUUCCAAACCAGAUGCACUGUAUGUGUGUACUUUUCUUUGCUUUGUCAGUGAAGUUAAGUUAAGUGAGUCAUUCAACCAUGCGCUUUACUGUAGUUCAUUUAUUUUGUUGAAACAUGGACUCCAGAGGUUAUGAGUGGGGGGAAAUGUCCUACAACAUCAUACUGUAUACAUCUUGACGAUUUCUAAAUUCCUCUGGAAGUUACCAGUCAUCUAAAUAUUUAACAUCACAGUAAAGAUGGGGAUGUUAAAUAUAUGCUUCACUGAGGAGGUUAUUAUGGGUUUUAACAUUUCAAAAGGACUUUUAUUCAGGAAAUUAUUGUGGAUAGAAAUAGCAAUACAGUUUCACUGAUCUUGACUGUUCUGAUGUAAUGCCCCUCUGUCUCAUGAUCUAUUCAAAUAAAAAAUCUUUUUUUUUCCUUCAGAUGA